This is a messenger RNA of Endocarpon pusillum Z07020, 663 nucleotides long. RefSeq lists its product as uncharacterized. The transcript has 3 exons. Gene Ontology annotation, molecular function: acyltransferase activity, transferring groups other than amino-acyl groups. NCBI's taxonomy places the organism in Eukaryota, Fungi, Ascomycota, Eurotiomycetes, Verrucariales, Verrucariaceae. Bases 1 to 663 code for a protein of 220 amino acids. The record is from RefSeq and is a predicted model, not a curated record.
AUGGAUCUGUCGAUUGAAGAAUGCAGCGAUGAUGACAUGCUUCGUACUUUCGAGAUCAUUUCAGCUGCCUUCUGCCACGAACACCCCUAUAUCGAAGCUGUUUUUCCCUCUCAUGAUUCGUCAAUGGGUCGUGUUGCCGGCGGAGCGCGGAUGCUUGCCAUCAAGCGGACAGACCCUCACACUAUUUUCAUCAAGGCUGUUGACAAGGCCACAGGACUGAUGAUCGGGCAGGCCAAAUGGAACAUAUAUGAUGGCGUCGUGCCAGCAGAGGUCGAAUUAGAAGGAAACUUCUGGGACACCGCAGACGAGAAAGAAUUCGCGCAGCAUCUGUAUCGCGAAUAUCUCGUACCGAGGCGGACAGCGGUUAGAGAGCUCGGAGGGAAAGUGAUCUCCCUGGAUAUUUUGACUGUGGACCCAGAGUAUCAGAAGCGUGGGGCGGGUCGCUUGCUUGUGAGAUGGGGAACGGCUCUUGCUGACAAAACAGGGGUGGAGACCGUCGUUGAAGCUAGUGAAUAUGGGUUGGAAUUAUACCGGUCCGAGGGGUUCGAGGUGAAACGCCGCUACGAAAUCUGCCUACCAGAGAAAUGGGCGGAAAGGGACACGCAGAGAUUCAUUUGGAUGGUUCGGCCGGCGAAGAAGAUAGAUCAAGGGGCUCAAUGCUAA